GUCCUCAAAUAAUUAUUCAAUUACAGUAAUAUAUGUAUUGAACAUAACCGUGAAACAAAAAUAGAUUUUGACAGGUCCAUUCAUCGAACAUCUUCCAUUGUUCCGAGGCUAGGUCAUGGGGGCAGGAGUUGAAACAGGGAAGCCCAGACUUCCCACUUCCCUGCCACUUCAUCCAGCUUUAGAGCUUUUCACCUGAACUCUUAGGGAGAUCCCAGACACUGUGCGGAGGAAUCUCAUCAUCAUAUCAUGUACAGUUCCAUAGCGUUGCAAAAAUAGAAUCACAAUGAUAAACACAUUUUAAAAAAAUGUUUCGGUUGUCAGUCACAAGGGAGUACUAAUACUGUAUGAUUUAAUCGAUUCGUUUUUAGUACUUUAUUUAAUCAGGAUCAUAAUGAAGAUUAUAAAAACACAACCUUGCACUUUGUUGUUGGACUGUUUUUUAAAGCCGUUUGGAGGGACGUGCGUGAUGGUAGGAGUUCCGAGUAGGGGCUGGGAUAUUUUGGUGAUGGGACAGAGGGAGGGAAUAUAUAAGCCUUAGGGUCGAUGAGAGGUCGUAGCAAGAAGAAUUGGAUAACGUAGCAGGAUCAUUUGUAUUUUCACAGUUUCCUCAAACAUAUCCUUAAGUCAUGGCUGACUUUGACACAAUUCUGAAGUUUUGGGCGCCAGUUGAGGCGGACUUGAACACAUACGGAGGUCUGGUUCUAACUCGCUUAUUCACUGAGCACCCUGAGACCCAGAAGCUGUUCCCCAAGUUUGCAGGAAUUGCUCUAGCCGACCUGGCCGGAAAUUUGGCCGUUUCUGCCCACGGUGUCACAGUGCUGAAGAAACUGGGGGAGCUGCUGAAAGCCAAAGGCAAUCACGCAAACAUCCUCAAACCUCUGUCCAAGGCCCACGCCACAAAACACAAGAUAGCCCUCAUCAAUUACAAGCUGAUCACAGAAGUCAUCGCAAAGGUCUUGGAGGAGAAGGCAGGAUUGGACAGCGCCGGGAAGCAGGCUUUGAAUAACGUGAUGGACGUCGUCAUUGCCGACAUUGAUGCAGACUACAAAGAGCUGGGCUUUGCCGGCUGAUGUUCAGUUUGCAGAAAGAAAUAUGGCUGUUUGAAAUUUUGUCAACCUUUAGGGGUGCUAUUUUUUUUUAAUGAAGAUUAUAUGUAGAAAAAUAGAAGAACCACUACCAAAAUAGAGUUUGCAAUGCAUUGGACAGACAUUGCACAAAAGUGUGACACACAGAAUGAAAUGUUUUAUGUUGUGUAUGUUUGUAAGUGUUCAGUAAUAAAAAAAAAAAAGAAUCCUGGCUUUAUUGACAAAUGGG
Molecule: messenger RNA, 1314 nt
Organism: Hippocampus zosterae (dwarf seahorse)
Lineage: Eukaryota; Metazoa; Chordata; Actinopteri; Syngnathiformes; Syngnathidae
Gene: mb
Product: myoglobin
Exons: 4
Coding region: 627-1070 (147 amino acids)
Biological process (GO): oxygen transport
Cellular component (GO): extracellular exosome
Molecular function (GO): oxygen binding; heme binding
Source: RefSeq, a predicted model, not a curated record